This is a messenger RNA of Rhinocladiella mackenziei CBS 650.93, 444 nucleotides long. RefSeq lists its product as uncharacterized. Gene Ontology annotation, molecular function: calcium ion binding. The coding region runs from base 1 to 444 and encodes 147 amino acids. The transcript is spliced from 2 exons. Gene Ontology annotation, biological process: mitotic actomyosin contractile ring assembly. The record is from RefSeq and is a predicted model, not a curated record. NCBI's taxonomy places the organism in Eukaryota, Fungi, Ascomycota, Eurotiomycetes, Chaetothyriales, Herpotrichiellaceae. Gene Ontology annotation, cellular component: myosin II complex.
AUGUCUAAUUCGCAAUCGUCCGCGCAGACUUCUACAAACUACAAAGAAGCCUUCUCCCUGUACGACAAGCGCGGCAACGGCCGUGUUCCGCUCGGGUCUCUUGGUGACCUCCUGCGUGCUUGUGGACAGAACCCGACCCUCGCUGAGAUCAGAGACUUGGAAAAGACGGUAGGAGGCGAUUUUGACUUUGAUGCGUUCAGCAAAGUUCUCAACCGACCUGGCGGUUUCAGGGACCCCGGCGAACCGGAAGAAUACUGUCGUGGGUUUCAGGUGUUUGACAAAGACAUGACUGGAUUCAUCGGAGUGGGCCAAUUGAGAUAUAUCUUGACAAAUUUGGGCGAAAAGAUGAGUGACGAAGAGGUUGAUGAGCUGCUGAAGGCUGUCGACACUAGCAGUGGAGAGAUCAACUACAUGGAACUCGUCAGGACCAUUCUGGCAAACUAA